Messenger RNA from Diaporthe batatas, 943 nucleotides. RefSeq lists its product as uncharacterized. Lineage: Eukaryota; Fungi; Ascomycota; Sordariomycetes; Diaporthales; Diaporthaceae. The record is from RefSeq and is a predicted model, not a curated record. The transcript has a single exon. The coding region runs from base 166 to 846 and encodes 226 amino acids.
GCCCCGUUGCGCUCCCUAGGCGAGUAGGCUGCUUAUUGGCUAAUCAUCGAAUCAACAUUCUCACGGUUCUCGUUGGAAGCAUUCAACAGCCAGUGUAUUUGUUGCCCCAGCCUUGUAACCAUCGCACCAAAGCCCCAGGUAAGCGCCGCCCCGGGGACAGCUGCCAUGCUCGUCGACAUUGCCAUGCCGGGCCAAACCCGCGAGAGGCCGUCCUCGAUCUCCGCCACCUCACCGUCCUACGCCAUCCUCCUAUCCGGAACCCACGUCACUGGCAAGGAGACCCUCGCUGUUUCCUUGGCAAAGGCGCUGGGCUGCCCAUGGAUCAAGGCCGAAAUGGCUCACAAUGCAGCGACCUUCGGCGCCCGUUCUCAGGCCGCACGGGGCUUCAGUUAUGAAAAAGUAUUCGAACGAAUCUGGUCAUCCAAGCUGCAGCGCCUGGGCUUCCCGGCGGGUGCCAGCGAGCCAGUUGUGCAAAAUGAGCCCAGUGCCGAGGCAUCCGGAGGGCCAGGAGGGUCUGUCGAGACACAGCAGCGCUGCGCGGCGAUAAUAUCACUGUACCACAUGCGUAAACCUGCGCGGGAUGCCAUUCGUCAUGCCAUGCUGGCUUGCUCGGUUAGGCCUGUGUUUGCUGUUCUUCAUAUCACCAAGGAGACGCUGUCGGGAAGGACUGUUGGAGCGGAAGAGCCACGCUUGGCCGAGAGGAUCAUGGCGCACAAGGUUGCAGAUAUCGAGGCGCCGCUGGAGGAGGAGAAGGAUGUUAUCCUCUUGGAUUCAUUGCGGAACGUGGAUGCAUUGUUUCUGGAGGUUUUGGAGACAGUUUCCCAGAAGCUGCAAGUAGGUGGGUGAGCACACUGCAUGUGGCCUUGUGUGGGCUGUUACCUAGGUAUGUUGAAAUGUUUCUUUAUAAGGCAAUUUGUUUACCGAGGCGCCGCCCUGCCUCCCG